Molecule: messenger RNA, 1070 nt
Organism: Prosopis cineraria
Lineage: Eukaryota; Viridiplantae; Streptophyta; Magnoliopsida; Fabales; Fabaceae
Product: glyoxylase I 4-like
Exons: 3
Coding region: 152-778 (208 amino acids)
Source: RefSeq, a predicted model, not a curated record
CGCUUUCUCUGCAGCAAAAGAUGUAAGCACAAACACAUCACACGUAUAAGCACACAUUAAUUCUCAGCUUUCCUUUAUUCUUUCGUUUCACCUUCGGUGUGCAUUGCUUGUGACUCGAGAGAGAGAGAGAGAGAGAGAGAGAGAGAGAGGCAUGGAUCGCGUGGAAGAGAUAGUGUCGGUUUCACCACCGCCGCCAGCUUUCACUUCCAAUUUCGAAGCCGUUCCUCUUCCACUGAUCUCCCUCAACCACGUCUCCUUCGUUUGCAACAAUGUGAGCCAAUCUGUCAAGUUCUAUGAGGACGUCUUGGGAUUCGUCCUCAUCAAGAGGCCCUCCUCUUUCAACUUCGAAGGAGCUUGGUUGUUCAACCAUGGAAUUGGCAUUCACCUGCUGGAGUCAGAUAAGGUUCCUGUGAAGAAAGGGAAGAUCAACCCCAAAGAUAACCACAUCUCGUUUCAAACAUCAGAUGUGCAGCUCAUAAUGAGGAAGUUAGAGUCAAUGAACAUAGAGUAUGUGACAGCAGUUGUGGAAGAUGGCGGAAUUAAAGUUGAUCAGCUCUUCUUCCACGAUCCAGAUGGUUACAUGAUAGAAAUAUGCAAUUGUCACAAUCUCCCUGUGCUUCCACUUUCCUCAUGCCCUCUCAAACUACCUGACAACUAUGAAAAGCAUCAGGCACCAUCUUUCUAUGGUGAGAGGGACGUGAAGAUGAACUGCUCAGCUGAGGUUGCUUUGCUGAUGAUGGAGAAUUUGAUUUCAGACAUGCUGAAGAUCUCAAUAUAAUAAUGUACAAAGCUAUAUGUGAAAAGUUUGUACUAUAGACUAUAAUGUUAUGGUGUAGCUGUUUUCUGAUUGCGAGAGUGUAUUUGUAAUGUAUUGUUAGUGUAGUAUCAAGGGAUGUUUUGGUACCAGAAACCAGACCAAUCCUGGGAAACUGAAGCAUCUCUUUGCCCUAUCUUUAAUUUUGAAUGUCAUAUAUGUCAUACAAUUCGUGGGUGAUGGAUGAGUAACCAAUCACUUUUAUUUUAAACCAAGCAAAAAUGAAUCAAGAGUGAAAAGUUCAGAGUUUGUGUAA